AUGAACAAUUCAACGCCAAAUCCAAUAGUCAACUAUGAAACUUUCAUGGGUGUAACUUGGGGAUGUACUGCAAUUUCGUUACUUUUUGUAACGUUCAGAAUCUUUGUUAGAAUUCGAACCUUCGGACGUCUUUCACCCGAUGAUUUCUGUGUCAUUAUGGCCUGGCUACUCCUUCUUUGCUGUGCAAUUAUUUGUCAGAAGAUUAGUCGAGACAUGUAUGAGAUGCUUGGGGUUUUGAACGGAGUCCUUCUCCCUCCACCGGAAGGAUUUGAAAAGCAUGCCGAGAGAUUCCUUCGAGGCUCUGCGGUCGUAUAUGUUCUAUACUACUGUACAUUACGGCUUAUCAAGAUAUCUUUCCUACUAUUUUUUGGGCGACUUUUGGAGAACGUGGACUCCUAUGUCUGGCCACGAAGUAUUGUAGCCGUAGUUGUGUUUGCAUCUUGGAUGAUAUGCAUUGGGACAAUUCCCUAUUCAUGUUUGGUUCCAAGUUUUGAAAGAAUUUCAGCCACUUGUCUAUCUCGAUUUGCAAUCAGAAUCCAACGCUUUACAUUGGGUUUUGGAUGCGGACUGGACGUCUUGACAGACGCAAUGAUUUUGGCUAUUCAUAUCAGUAUGCUGUGGACUGUACGCUUGAGCCGAAAGCGAAAGCUAGCAUUGGCUGGUAUUUUCUCACUCGUCAUCAUAACAAUAAUCUUUUCCAUCGUUCGCCAGUCUGUUAGUCUCGUAGAGCAGACUGUUGCUAUCAUAAUUGCAUGUCUUGCUUCGUUUCGAUCUUUAUUCGCCCGCAACGACCACGUGCAACCGACUCCUCCAAAUCCGUCUGAAAGGUACUCGGUUGAGGGGAAUAAGAAGAACGAAAAGCGAUAUUUUCAUAUCGACUUCAGCCUCAUAUCUGGCUUAACAGCUCCAUCUACAGAUGCAGACAUAAUGAAGACAACCUCUAGUGCUAAUGAAUUAGAAGAUAUAGUGCUUCACCAUCAAAAUAUUCAUGUACGACAAGACGUGGAGCAAUCUUCCGAGUCGCAGGUCUAA
Messenger RNA from Botrytis sinoallii, 1032 nucleotides. RefSeq lists its product as uncharacterized. The transcript has 5 exons. Bases 1 to 1032 code for a protein of 343 amino acids. Lineage: Eukaryota; Fungi; Ascomycota; Leotiomycetes; Helotiales; Sclerotiniaceae. The record is from RefSeq and is a predicted model, not a curated record.